Messenger RNA from Anopheles cruzii, 1935 nucleotides. RefSeq lists its product as uncharacterized. The transcript has a single exon. Gene Ontology annotation, cellular component: membrane. NCBI's taxonomy places the organism in Eukaryota, Metazoa, Arthropoda, Insecta, Diptera, Culicidae. The record is from RefSeq and is a predicted model, not a curated record. The coding region runs from base 1 to 1935 and encodes 644 amino acids. Gene Ontology annotation, molecular function: glutamate-gated receptor activity.
AUGCAGUUGGAACGGUGGUUACCUCUAGUACCGGUCUGUGCUUUGCUGGCCGCGGGGACAUCGCAGACUCGGCGUCUGCUACGGCCAGCUGAGCCUGCCGAUGCCGUUGCCGAGCUAGUGCACGUUGUGGUACAGGUUCUGAGGGAUCACUUUCGUCACCCAUUCUAUCCGGUACAGAUCUACUGCGGCUGGCUGGACGUUUGCGGGCACUCCACCGACUUUCUCGACCACGUACUCGGCUUACUUGGCGACGAUUUCACCGUAGUGUUGAGUACGCCCCUGAGUGAGACGACUGCCGACUACCGGGGUAGUACUGCGCCGCCGAUGCGAAACCUGCUCCUGCUGGACGGCGUCGGAACCGUUGUUGGCAGGAUGAUGGAGGACUUGAGAAGCGACCCAUCGGGCCGUUACCUGAUCGUGCUGACGGCGGAAGACCCCGCGGCCGGCCGGCUAGACCAAAUCUUCGCCGAGCUGUUCCGGAACAAUAUCAUCAACGUGAACGUGCUGGUGCGCCAGGGCACCAGGGUGGCAGCGUACACCUACCACCCGUUCUCGCCGGGGCUCUGCCGUAUCGCACGGACCCACCUGGUGGCGACCUGGCCACCGAACCCGGCCCGGGACUCGGUGGAUUUGUACCCGGUGCGGCUGGCCACCUUCCACAACUGCACCCUCCAGGUUGGUUCGUUCGAGGUCAAACCGUACACGAUGCUGCUCCCCAAGGUCGACGGCUACCUGGAGCUGGGCGGUUUCGAGGGUGACCUGCUGCGGGUGCUCUCGCAGCGUCUACAGUUCCGCGUCAACAUUACCGAGUCUCCUGGGCAGGUCCAGUGGGGUACGAUUGGUCCGCCGGGAAAUAGCACGGGCACGAUGAAGCUCGUGCAGGACGAGCUGGUCGACCUGGCGAUCGCCUGUAUGGCGGUGGACCCGACCCGUAACCUGUACCUCCAGUCGGGCGCCAUCCACUACACCUCGCGGAUACUGUUCGCGGUGCCCCCGGGUCGUUCGUACUCUGCCUUCGAGAAGCUGUUUCGUCCAUUUCGGGCCGCCAGUUGGUUGGCGCUCGCCGGGAGUCUGGUCGUGGCCGCUGCUCUGGUCGUUGCGCUCGCCCGUUCGUCCACGUCAGUCCGAGGACUCGUGUACGGAAGCGACGACGUUCGGAUGACACCGCUACACGCACUUUACGUGCUGUACGGUGGCGCGGUGGCUGCCGUACCGAGCCGCAACUUUGGCCGCACCCUGUUCGCGCUGUGGCUGUGGGCAACGUUGGUCCUGCGCGCCCUCUACCAGGGCUCGCUGUAUCGGUACCUCCAGCGGAGCGCACAUUAUCCACCGCUGGUGACACUGGAGCAGGUGUACGAGUCGUCCCUUGACCUGCACAUGAUCAACAUUGCGAUGCGCUUCUUCACCGACCGACCGGAAGUGCGUGGGCGGGCCCGCUUCAUACCGCCGGGCCGAGACACGCUCGGGGACAUGGUGUCGGGAAUGGCGGACCGGUAUGGCGACCGUGCGGUGGUGUGCCCGGUGGACGUGGUGGCGUACUUUAACCGGCGGUCCAAGCGCGCCCACCGCCGGGCCCGGGUCCACAUCACACGCGAACCCAUCACCCUGUUCCCGGUCACCAUCUACUACCACAAGCGGUCGAUGUUGACGCCCGUCUUCGAUCGGCAGAUCCGCAUGAUUGUGCCGAGCGGGCUGAUGCAGUUUUGGGUGAGCAAUUACGGUGACUACGACUUCUUCACCGAAGGAGCCGGCGCCGGUACCACCACCGCCGCCGCCAAUGGUCCCCGGCCGCUCACGAAUGUCCAUCUGGUCGGGGCGUACCAGGUACUGCUGGGAGCGUACGGAUUCGGGCUGCUGGCACUGCUGCUAGAACUGCUGGCCGGACGCAUCCGCUGGUUGGGUCAGCUUUUCGAUUGCUGUACCCUUCGAUACUAA